AUGGGACUAUAUAACUAUCUAAGUCCGGGUGAGGGGGUACUUCCGGUGCUGGUGAUUAACACAGUAUUGUCUGUGGCUCUUUUGAAGAACAUGGUGAGAUCAUUGCUUCAGGUGGUGGGUAGUGCCACUGGGCCACCACAAAAUUUAGAGGCAGACCCAUCACGUGAUGGCUCUGAGAAUGGAAUAGCAAGAAGAGUGUCGAUUAUGCGUUACGAAUCCUUGUGUAAAAACAUGUCUGGUCUCGCCGGAACUAGUAGUGGCAAUGGCAAUAUGUGGUCUUCAAUAGAGUGUUGUGUGUGUCUGUGUAAGUUUGAGGGUGAUGACAAGAUCUUUGUGACCUGUAACCGUAGGAGCAGACCCUCUGCUGAGUUCAAUGUUGGUUUCUACAUGACUAAAUGA
Ilex paraguariensis (yerba mate) is the source of this 399-nucleotide messenger RNA. Lineage: Eukaryota; Viridiplantae; Streptophyta; Magnoliopsida; Aquifoliales; Aquifoliaceae. The record is from the annotation of a GenBank genome assembly.